Molecule: messenger RNA, 3264 nt
Organism: Stylonychia lemnae
Lineage: Eukaryota; Ciliophora; Spirotrichea; Sporadotrichida; Oxytrichidae
Source: the annotation of a GenBank genome assembly
AUGGCUUUCACAGAUAGAUAUGAUCACAAUAUGUAUAUGAAGAGUAUUCUCUAGGCUUACCACUCGAAGCCAACGAAAAUAUAAGCAUUUGUUAAUCACUCACACAAAUCUUUUAAUAAAAAGCCGAUCGGAGUAAUUAGAAGCUCAGAGCGAUACAUUUCGAAGAUAGAGAAGAUCCACAAGACCAAAGGUCCAGAUGGGAAUUUAGAAUAAUGCCAAUAAGUUACUUCUAAUACAAAGGAUACUCCUAAUUCAUCAGUUGAAAAAAAGAGCAGAAACUUUUCAUUUCGAGAUGCAAAAACUAUGAAAGCAAUGAAUGAUGAUUUCUAUGAUGACAGAUCUGUUAGUAAGUCUCCAGACAAGAGAAUACUAAACAAGUCGUAAUCUCCAAAGAAGUAUGAUCUUUAGCAUUACUAAUCAUAGCAAUAAUUAGAUUAGCCUGCUGAACACAAACUUCUUCAAUUGAGAUAGAUUUAGAGCUCAAUUGUAAUUCCUAGACUUAACUUUCAGAAAACCAAACUUCAAAGUAUAAUUCAAAAUCCUUUAAAGCAAAAGCAUUCCAAUACACUACAAAAUAUCUCCUCAACUUAUCCCAACAAUAAUCUGAAUCAAACUAAUACAAUAGUUUUAAAUGAGAAAAUAGCCAUUUUUAAUCAAGAUUGCAUUAAUUCAAUUCAGGAAGUGGUGAGUGUUAACUAGCCUUAGUCUCAGGGAACAUCCUAGCACAAUUCUAAUGUUAUGAACACUAAUGUGCCGAAUUCCCCAAGACUGAACUAUAAUAAUACUAGUGGCAUUGCAGAGAUGAGGAAGGAAAGUGCAACUGCCUUGACAAAUAGCGGGAAUCAAAACAACUCAUCUAAAUUUGUAAUUAAAAAGAAAUCCACAACUACUUCAAGUAUUCUAACCUCAGGCUAAGCUUUGUCUAGACAGAAAAUAAAGCCAAAGUAGUUAUUUUAGCAAAAUGAAAAGGUACAAUAGGAGAUUAUUAACCGAUUUAAGCUAUUUAAAGGAGUGAAUACCAUCAAAGGUAUGCUCUUACUAGAUAAGAAAUCCAUAAAGCAGUAUUUUAAUAAGGCUAUGAAUCAAUAGCUGCUUUAGUAGUAGUAAUAAAGUUCAAGCAACGGUAUAUUUACAAACUGCAACUAGAUUGGGUUUUAUAAGAAUUGCCAGGGAGUUCAAGAACUAGUCAGUGCUUUUCUUGAACAUAUGUUCAAAGAUAGAUAAAGGAUUGACCUAGAUCAAUUUAAGUAAUACUUUUUCGAUGAAAUGGCAAAUGAAAAUCAGCAAACUUAGCUUGAAACAGCAUUUGCAUAUUAUGAGAAUUUAGCUGCUAAACGAUAGAGUUUUGCUGGAGGAGGCUAAGAAAGCAAUACUGUGAAGUCGCCUUCUAACUAAACUAAUGCUAAUAAGCAAAAGCUUCUAAGACAGCAAAACUCCCCAAUAAUAAGUGAUAAGAAUCUAUAGCUCUAGAUAUAAUAUUAUAACCAGCAAUCAGGGAGAUCAUUGUCAGAUGUAGAUUUAUAUAAAAUGAUUGAGUUGCCAUGCUUCAGCUUGCUGUAUGAGGAUGUUAGCGCUAUUGUUAGGACUAUAAGCAAUAUCAAUAAAAAUCACUUAAAUCCAACAAAAACAAUGAAUAAUCAAGACAUACUCAACAGAGAAUAGAUACUUAUGACUAAGUAUAGUACUUCUAACUCUUCUCCAAGUAAAAUGAAAUCGAAUGAUAUUCUUAAACAAAAGGCUAAAUUACAGCUCUAGUAACAGUAAGAAAAUAAUAAAAACUCAUCCAUGGCUAGAAUAGCAUAGAAGACUGAUAGUAAUAGACCACAAACAACUUAAGGUGCUUAAAGUCAAAGGACUGAAGAGGAGUAGAAAGAGCAACUCAUAGCUAGAAGAUACAAUAAAAACUGGAUUAUAACAAAUGAUGAUAAGAAGCAUCUAUCCUAUAGUCUACUAAAAAUGAAGGAAGGUAGAUGCCAAAGUUAGAAUUCUCUUCAUAGAAUCUAAACUCCUGCUUAGUCAGCAAGGACAAUUAAUAAAGAAGAUGAUGAUGAUAAGCAACUCCUAUUGCCAUUAUAAAGUCCAUUGGAAAAUCUUAGAAACACAAUUGCAUCAUCAUAGACUUCUAGAUCUCACUUCAAAUUUUAAUCAGUUCUGUUCUCAUAAUGUGGUAAAAGGCAGUAUUAAAAAUUUGAUUCUAAUGAUUUUGAGAUCGGUCCUGAUGAUUAAAUUGGAUUUCUGACUAAUAGACCAAAGACUUCUUAUAUCAGUAAACCAGAAAAAAAUGAUCAAGAGCAUAAUCACGAAAAUACUAACAAGUUUUGCGCUUGCGAUUGGGAAAUUAGGAAAGCUGAUAAAAUUUAGAAAAUCCAAGGUCAACCAGGUUUUUCUUUAUCAAGACCUAAGAGUAUGACAACGUUCUAGAGAUUCAAAAAUAGCGCAAGUAAUCAGGAAUCUAAAAAGCAUAAUAUGAUUCAAAAUAACCCCAUCAAUUCGUAUAAAUCAUAAGCCUCCUUCAAAAACUAAUACUAAAAUUGGCAGAUGCCUGAAAGAGAAUCAAAAAUAGGCAUUAAUGACUUUGUAAAGAAAACAAAAUUCAAUUAUAACCAAGGAGUUCCUGAUAUAUUGCUCCUUGCUAUACAUUUGCUAUUUGGAGAUCCAGUACUAUAGCUCUAUCUUCAGAUCAAUCUAGGAAUGGAAUAGAGCCAAUUUAUAAUUGAGAAAUGGCCAAUGUUUCAAAGGAAAAUUUAUGAUAAGUAAACAUUAAUUCUUUAGGACUUAGCACUUUAAAGAGAGGAAAAGACCGAAAUACUAGUAAUUAGGCGUGAUUUUACAAAGAUACCUACGACUAAGAUAUUCAGAAUAGGUAUUUUGAAUUUCUUAAAGGAUUUCCAUGAUUAACCCUUUGGAACUGUUAGCUAUUUCUAUAUUCCAGAUAGACUUGGAAAUAGACAUCCUUAAGAGCUGGAUCCAGUAUUCAUCAAUCAGGUCUAGCUACUCUAUACUCAGUUGUGCGAUCCUAAGUUAAAUAAUGGCACAGGAAUCACACUUCCCUAUUUUGUAUAAUAAUCUGUAAGAAUUAUUCAAGUUUAAUUGAUAUUAGGCAUUACUAUUUGGAAAGCACAGUCCAUAUCUAGCAGAGAGAUUAUACAGAUAUUUGGAGUAUCAGUAGAAAGUAUUCUACAUUAGAUACAAAAAGAACUUUAACAACCUAAACAAUUUUCAGCAAAAUGCAUCUACCCAUCUAGAUUAUUAAGUGUUCCUUGA